ACUAAAACAUUAUAUGAACAACAACACGGGGAGGAGAGAGAAAUUAUGUGAAUCGGGCGACAAAAUCGGCGAAAUUCUUCGUGACUCAGUUUUCAGAUUUUGAUGAUUAAUCAUUAGAUUAUAUUGUUUUUCGAUCUUUUCUUUUCAAUUCUUGUUUAUGUUUUAAGUUAGAUAACAUCUAUUUCGUUUGUAUUUUAGUUUUCAUUUGACAUAAUUCUGUUCUGAGUUCGGAAUUAGUUUUUUUUUUAUGAUUAUUGUCUCUUAGUUUUAAUUGACUCUAAAUUUCGAAUCUGGUUUUCAUGGAAGAGUAAUUUCUAGUGCUUGGGUAAAGAUUUACUUUCUAAUCUAUCUUUGGAUUGCCACUUACCGGAUUCAUGGAAAAAUCUGCUAAGUGGUGUUUGGCGGAUCCCCUUCUAAGGCAGGUUACUGGGUGGUGGGUUUUAUUCUGGCAACUGGUAACACUUGUUAGAAGCAGAUCAACACGUGGAUUUGUAAAUCUAUGUUGGGAGAUUUUCUCAGAGAAUACUGAUAUAGUAAUCCUGCAAAAUCCUAGGUAUGUAAUCAUGAGAGCUUUUAAUGUCUUCUGUUGCUACAGUUUGGAAGAAUUUUUGGUUUUAUUUACUGGAGGAAGAAAAAUUAAUUGCAUGCAAUUCUAUAAAGAAAAUUUGUUACAAGUGGCAGAUAUGCAUAGUAUAAUUUUUCUUAAUUAUAAUUCUUCCUUAGUUAUAAAAUAAAGAAAGAGGACGAAAAAGUUUAUGAAAAGUUUUUCAACAGUUCUUCUUUCCUUGUGUUACUGGUUUCUGAUUUCUUAUGCAAAUCUUUUUCAAAAGAUGGAUAAUCCAAUUAUUUCUCAAGGUCUCAGUACAGUAGCUAAGUUAAUGGAGGAAAAGGCUAAUAUGUCUGAUGUAGAAAACUAUAAGCUGCUGUAGUUCAUCAAGAAAGAUUCUUUAUGUAUCAAAAAUGGGGAUUCUAUGGAGCUGGUGGGUAAGUUGUUUAGAAAAGAAGGUUUCUACAAUUCAAAAAUGAGGCUAGAUCAAGUCAAAAGAGAUUUGAGAAACAAAUGGGAUCUUCAAUGGAAUUUGGAGGUAAGGGAGACUAGAACAAAAAAUUUGUAUUUUCUUGCUUUUGAAGAUCCUGAAGAAUUUGCUAGAGCAGUCAUGUCUCAUGCAUCGGUAGAUGGUAAGCUUUUGGUGUUCAGAGAGAAAAUAGAUCAAGUAAGACAUUCAUAUUUAAAUUUUAACAAGUACUUAUUUUGGACUGUCUUUAAGUUUACUAGUUUUACUGCUGAUAGAGUGUAUAUGGCUAGGAAAGUAGCUAAGCUAUUGGGGGAGGUGUUAAUGAUGACUGGUCCUCAUGGUGUAGAAUAUAAAGCUUUGAUUAUUGUUGAUUUAACUAAACCUCUGGUUAAGAAAGUAGACAUGGUUCUAGAGGAUUUGGGUAUAAGGAAAAAGCCAGUUGAGAUUGAUUAUAUUGGACUUCCAGCUAGAGUUUGUACUUAUUGCAUGUGGAUCAUGCAUCCUCCUGGCUAUGAUUGUAGAAAUGAUUCUCCUGAUGUGGUUAGGGAUGUCCCAGUUGUAGUUGGUACUAAAGAUGAAGCAAGAAGUUUUUUGGCUUUGAAAAAGAACAAGGCUAAGCACUGGAAGAGAACAUACCAGACAUCUAAUGAAUUUAGAAGUUUAAUUGAUAAGAAAGUUGUUAACAGAGCAAAUGGGAAGAGACAAAGAAUGGAUAUAGAUUGGAAGUGUCCUAAUCCUGAUGUUAAGGCUAGACCUGUGGUGAUUAAGGAAGGAGGAAUUGCUGAGAAGACAAUUGAGCAGAGAAAAGGAAAAGAAGCUAUAGAUGAAUUUGAGGAGUAUGAAAAAGAAAGAGCUGAGAAAAUUGCAAAAGAAAAAUACUUUCAGAGUCUAAUUGAAGGAAAGCAUUAUUUGCAAGGUUAUGCUUGGUUGUUGGCUGAAUACAAGGAUUUGGGGAGAUGUGAACCAUCUGAGAUGAUAUCAUCUGUCUUGAUUGUUAAUGAAGGGGAUCCUAGUCCAAUUAACCCAACACCAAUUUUAGCAGCUGAAGAUGUUAUUGCUGAGGAUGCUGUGGUUUCGGACAAAGUAAAAAAAUCUAAAGAUUGUGGAAGGAAAUUCGAGUACCGAAAGCGCUAAUUUGGAUUCAACUCCAGUUCAGAAUGUGGAGAAUCCCUUGCAGUAAAGAGGGCUUUGGAAUGGGCGCAUGAGCUUCAAAUUCAAGAGGUGCAGGUGCAAAGUGACUGCAAGAAUGUUACGAACUUUUUGAACAACAAACCCUCAACAUGUGAAUGGAGAGCUAAAGUUAUUUUGAAUUAUGUGAAGGUUCUUUUGGAAAGAAUGGAUAAUAGUAGUGUGGUUUAUGUAAAUAGGUGUUUAAAUAAAGAAGCUAAUGACUUAGCAAAAUGGGAAAGAAAACAAAAGGUUUUUUUUUUUGGUAAUGGUAAUUCCCUUCUUGUCAGCCUUAAGUCUAAUGUAAUCAAAGAUCUAUUACCAGGCUGUGACAUUCUGUACAUAAGUUUGUUUAGUGUUUAAUUUAAUGUUGUUUUAUUAAAAAUAAAAAUAAAUUUAAACAUUA
Molecule: messenger RNA, 2589 nt
Organism: Papaver somniferum (opium poppy)
Lineage: Eukaryota; Viridiplantae; Streptophyta; Magnoliopsida; Ranunculales; Papaveraceae
Exons: 2
Coding region: 972-2150 (392 amino acids)
Source: RefSeq, a predicted model, not a curated record